Messenger RNA from Epinephelus lanceolatus (giant grouper), 4915 nucleotides. RefSeq names its product signal transducing adaptor molecule (SH3 domain and ITAM motif) 2 (gene stam2). The record is from RefSeq and is a predicted model, not a curated record. Gene Ontology annotation, biological process: signal transduction. Gene Ontology annotation, molecular function: ubiquitin binding; phosphatidylinositol binding. Lineage: Eukaryota; Metazoa; Chordata; Actinopteri; Perciformes; Serranidae. Gene Ontology annotation, cellular component: endocytic vesicle.
UUCCCGGAAGUGCAACUGGUGCUUCAUGGACAAGGAAGAGAUAUUUGUUGAGCUGUAGUCUGGAGACCAUAUUAACUUUUAUAUCUUGACCCAGAGUGACUCCUGUUAACCCGACAUCAUGCCUCUGUUCGCACAGAAUCCUUUCGACCAAGAUGUCGAGAAGGCAACCAAUGAAACCAACACAACAGAUGACUGGGGCCUAAUCAUGGACAUCUGUGACAAGAUUGGGACGACAGCCAAUGGACCAAAGGACAGCUUGAGAUCCAUCAUGAAGAGAGUCAACCACAAGGUGCCUCAUGUUGCCAUGCAGGCCCUCAACCUGCUCGGUGCUUGUGUGUCAAACUGUGGCAAAAUAUUCCACCUGGAAAUCUGUUCAAGAGAGUUCGCCAGUGAAGUGCGGAGCGUGCUGAGCAGGGCCCACCCGAAGGUGUGUGAGAAGCUAAAGGCUCUGAUGGUGGAGUGGGCUGAAGAAUUCCAGAAGGAUCCACAGCUCAGCCUGGUCAGCGCCACCAUCAAGUCCCUGAAAGAGGAGGGCGUCAGCUUCCCCUCGCCGUCCUCACAGGGGUCCAACUCAAAGGGCAGCACGACCGCUGUGAGCAAAGCAUCCGAUGAUGACAACCUGGCCAAAGCCAUCGAGCUGUCCCUGCAGGAGCAGAAGCAGCAGGCUGAGACACGGCCCCUGAGCGUGACCUCUGACCCCCCAGCCUACACCAACGGUGGUGGGGGGCAGGAGGUGCGGAAGGUGCGAGCGCUGUACGACUUCGAAGCAGCUGAAGAUAAUGAGCUGACAUUCAAGGCUGGAGAACUCAUUCUGGUUCUGGAUGACAGCGAUCCAAACUGGUGGAAAGGAGAGAACCACAGAGGAAUGGGACUGUUCCCCUCCAACUUUGUCACAACCAAUCUGAACGCUGAGCCUGAGACAGUGACUUAUGUCGAAAAGACGUCCAGUUCUGAAGAGACGAGCCUGGAAACCAAAGUUGAGCCUGAGCCUGUCUUCAUUGAUGAGGCAAAGAUGGACAGAACGCUGGCACUGCUGCAGAAUGCAGAUCCUGCAGAUCCGGCUCCUGACGCUCCAGAGCUGAUCCAGCUGGAGGGUGCGUGUGAACAAAUGAACCCGCUGAUUGAUGAGAAGCUGCAGGAGAUUGACAGGAAACACUCAGAGCUGUCUGAGCUGAACGUCAAAGUUCUGGAGGCCCUGGAGCUUUACAACAAGCUCAUGAACGAGGCUCCGUUCUACUCGACCUACUCCAAGAUGCAGACGCAGUACGCUCCAGCCGGCUCAGCUGUGGCCAUGCAGGGCUACAUGGGCCCCGCCAGCGGCCCCUACCUGCCUCCAGUGAUGUCACAGGUUCCUCCUGCUCAGCCCUACAGUCUGCCCAGCGACCAGCCCGGACCGCUGCACUCACUCCCCCCUAACGUCUCCGCCCCGCCCAACAGCCAGGCUGCACAGCCUCCAUACAUGAGCACUGCGAUGAACGCUCAGUACAUGAACCAGGCUGCUGGAGCUCCUUACCCACACCAGGGGGGCGUGGCCAUGGACAUGUCGACCUAUCACAACUCCAACAUGCCUCCUGUGUCCUAUCCUGUGGCUGCUCCUCCUCACCAGGCUCCUCAGCAGCAGCAGCAGCAGCAGCAGCAGCAGCAGGCGGCGUACUACCAGCAGCCUCUGCUGUAAAACUGAGACUGACUGCAGACCUGAGAUCAGUUCACACCUCAGAUAUUUCACUGUCCAGUGUUCAUUCAGCUCACCUGGUGUGUGUGUGUGUGUGUGUGUGUGUGUGUGUGAGAGAGAGAGAGAGAGAGAGAGAGUGUGUGUGUGUGUGUGUGUGUGUGAGUGUGUGUGAGUGUGUGUGUGUGUGUGUGUGUGUGAGUGUGUGUGAGUGAGUGUGUGUAAAUGCUUUAGGAAACAUUCCUUCAGCCUUUCUUGUGCCUGCUGAGCUGAACUGAACUGAACACGCUGAGUGAAAGGUGAAAUACCUGAGGUGUGUGUGUGACGCAGGUGUGUUGUUGAGUCGGGACACUCUGUGUGAACGUCCUCAGCUACUGUACGUGAGGCUAAACACGGCGUCAGGACUUUUCUCCUGUCCUUCACUGCUUUUUCCUGACUGACAGUGAACGCAGCGCUGGUCUUCACCCACAGGUCACCACAGAAGAAGAGUUGGGUUUAAAUCCAGGACCAUAAAACGAUCAGUCAUCACCUCACUGACUCAAUCAGCACGUCACACUUAACACAGAGCUCAUCUAAACAUCACUGUUUCUGAAUUCAACCGAACUGAAUCCACACGUCCUCAUCUGAGGUUUUAACAGACGGUCGGGUCACGUUCACUCUGACGGAGGUAAACCAAGCGUCUGUUUCCACCUCGUCGCAGAGUAGCCAACACAGACUCUGGAAACGUUCAGCCACAGUUCAGUACUGCACCAAAACAAUCUGAUAAAUAUCACGUUAAGGGGGCGGGACUUAUGAUCAGCCAAUCAGCGCCACAGGCUAAUGCUGUUAUCAGGCUGAUGUCAGGCGGUGUGUCGGAACUAAUGAGGACUAAUAACAAAAAUGGCGAGCACUAUAAACAAGACAGGCGCUGCGCUCUACAUCAACACGUCCUCUCACUGUCACCUGACAUCGUCGUUUCUUUAACUUCCCUCCACUCUGUGUCACAGGUGUGUCGGUGUCGACGUUAGAUUCAGGCACCUCGGUCUGCACUGAUUGGUUAAGAGAAAUCAAAUCUCCCUCCCACACAGAAAUCAGUGGGAGUGGACGCAGUGUGAGACUGAAGAUGAAACAGAGUGUCAUGAGUCGACAGUUCAGUCUGACAUCAUGAAACUAAACCAGCAGGUGGAACAUCAGCCUUUAUGCAAACCUCCGCACGGCUGGUUUAAACUGAUCAAUGCUGAGGCGUAUCUGUUCCAUCAGAUGCUUCAGAGACAGAUGAUCGAAAAACAGACGACAAAAUCUUUGCACAGACGUGUUCUGCAGAGAAAAUCAUGUCAGUCUCAUUUUGUUGUUCAGACAGGAAACUGACUGAGCACGUUAGCUGUGGACUGAAGCUCGUUAACACCUGAAUUACAUGUUCAAAAGUUUCUGCAUUAAAGAAAAACGUCAUCCACAGACUGACUGUUUGUACGUCAGUAACCUCCACGUGUUGCAUUCAAUCUGGGAAGAAAACUUUCUCACAUGCCUCCACGCUGAACCAAAUAGUAUGACCCUAUUGUUUUCAAUGUACAACCCCACAUCGAUGUGUAGACGCUCUUGGACACGCCGCUCAAACAAGCCAGUUUUCGUAGUGGCCAAACAGUGGUACUGCAGUUCUCGGGUCUGUCACAUGAUGCCAUCAACCCAAAAAGACUUUUACCAUGGAGCUACACUGGGACAGAGACGUCUGUAAAUCAGUGGAUGAAUCUGUUUGAGUGACACAGUCCCUGUAUCAUAUGAUCCCUGUUCAAGUCAGUAGAGCGCUAAACCUGAACACAUCCAUUAACUGUAGGUGCAACAUUUAAUAUGUUGAAGUAGCUCGUACAUUUCACUCUAGAAGAUCUGAACUGUUUCCUGUCAGUGCUCAGUAUUUUCUGAUUCUUCGUUCACUGUGGAGAAAUGUGGAAACAAAAAAGUUUUCUCUACAAAUUCAGUGUACCACGUGGAGAGGAGCUGGUGUUCAGAGGGUCACGCCCCCCUUUAAUGUUUCUGGUUUUAAUGAUGAUGUUUUAAAGACUGUGGCUGAAAUCAUCUGACAGACAGGUCCACUUCGUUCUGACCUCUGUGACCUUUAGUGCGACUCACACUGACUGAUCCAAAGCUGCAUCUCUGUGAGAGUUGGUGUUGCUGCAGAGCCUGUGUGAGCGGGGCCACACCUCCUCGCUUCAUGACAAAAUGUGCCGGAGCUCCAUCCUGAUUUUCUUCACCACCAGCAUCCGUCAGCUCACCUGAUAAAGUACAAACUCUACAUUCAUCCAUCACAUGUUCGUUAACACUUCUGUUUGUGUAAAUGGUUAAAACCUUUUCCUUAAACUCACUGCCUUGUGAUGCGUUCAGUGGAUUCUGCAUCUGACAUAUUUAAGACGACAUUUUCUGUGUGUGUGUGUGUACGUGUGCACAUAUUUGUUUUUUACAUGUGUGUAUGUGUUUGAGGGCUUUACCCGCCGUAGGUUCUUUAUCAAUGUAAAAAAGAGUAACACUGAUUUUCACGAUGAUCGUCAGACUUUAGGGUGAAGUGAGUAAUAAUCUGAUGAACACGCUGCGUCUCUUCAUGAUCAUCACGUCGUCCCGUCACAUGUCGGCUCUCUGUCACUCAGCACAUCCUGUCAGGACGUCAUGUUUUAUGCAAACACACCAGAUGUUUCAUGUCAAACCUGUCAGUGACUGUACUUUGAUUUAUAUAUAUGGAGACAUUAUACAUGUAUAAUUUACAUGGCUGGAGAAUUUGUAAUUAUUAUUAUUCUGUUGCUUCUGCUUUUAAUUUGAUUUUUGAAAAGUUUCAGAAACAAGAUGACGACAGAAACGUGAGAGAUGUGUUUUUAACUGUUUGUUUUUGGGGUUAAAUUGAGGAGCAGCUUUGACAGGAUCUACCGUCUGUGUGUUGCAGUAGCUCCGUAGUUAUGACUCUAUCCAGACCUGUCUAUACUUUCUUUAUGCGCCUGAUAUUAAAGGCCUUGUAUAUUAGAUGUAAGAUACCUGGUUUUGUUGGUGACGUUGCACCUUAGCUUUGUAAACUUUUAUUUACCACUGGAUGCCUUGUUUCUCUGUAGAAAUCAAAGGACGACACGGACACGACGUUAUACGGCGAGUAACUUCAGAAUCCGCUGGAUAUGUAUAAUUCUGUAUAUUUAAAAUAUUCCAAGAAAAGUUCCUUUAUCCAGGAUUUAAACAGCUUUUUUAACAGAGCGAACUUAUAAUAUUCUUUAAAUAAAAGAAAUUUACCUGUGA